Messenger RNA from Cylicostephanus goldi, 312 nucleotides. Lineage: Eukaryota; Metazoa; Nematoda; Chromadorea; Rhabditida; Strongylidae. The record is from the annotation of a GenBank genome assembly.
AACCACUACUAGCGUCACUCCAACCAUAAAUCUUCUAGGCCAUGCCCAAGCUGGAAGCAACUCACAAGGAAUGCAUCCGCAAUAUCAAAGUACCGCUUUUCAAUUUUUUGGUCUUAGGCUGACCGGUAAACAUGAAACCAGCUCUUACGACAAAUUCAACUGGGGUGUGGCUAACCGAGCAGCAUCUGUUCGCCUACCACGCAGCGUUGCUCUCAAUAAAAAGGGUUACUUGGAAGACCGCCGGCCCUCGUCGAACUGUGAUCCUUAUCAAGUUACACGAAUGCUUGCCGAAAGUAUUCUCUUAAGAUAAAC